Pseudomassariella vexata is the source of this 724-nucleotide messenger RNA. RefSeq lists its product as uncharacterized. The record is from RefSeq and is a predicted model, not a curated record. The transcript is spliced from 2 exons. Lineage: Eukaryota; Fungi; Ascomycota; Sordariomycetes; Amphisphaeriales; Pseudomassariaceae. The coding region runs from base 40 to 495 and encodes 151 amino acids.
CAUUCUUGUCAACUGUCAUUCUCUUGUGUAAAUUCGGGGAUGGAAGUGCCGUUCCCAAAGGACACCCGCAUACCGUCGUUUGUCUGCCAGCCCUUUCUGUCAAAUCAGGGAUGGGAAAAGCCUGCAUGCAUAUGUGUGUAUGAGGUACAGAUAUGCUCCGAGGGAAGCACUCCAGGUGUUGCGUUUGCACUUCUGAGCACUGAAACGUUGGAAAAUAGUGUCAGAGGCGAAGACGUACAAUGUAUCUGGAGUUUGAAGAUCUCACGAUCUUCAGAUGUUGGAGUUGGCGGCAACUCAACUCAGUCACUCGUGCACGUGCACGUCCGUACAACUACUGUCUUCAAAGUUCCCAUCGAACUCGACAGCCAAUACGUGAAAACAGGAAAGCACUGGUUCAGGCAAACGCCAACCAGCCGUCCACCGGGACCACCAACAACCAGUAGGCUCCCAAGACGAAGCCGGAAACGAAGGAUCAGGAGGAGACGAUGCACGUGAUGGCCGAGCGCUUCGAGGGUUAUAUGGGCCGGGGUGAUCUUGACUUCACCGAGGAGUUCAGGAGCAAACCGCAAUGCCGCGAGGCACUCGAGGACGUUGGUCUAAACAUCAUCGAUUUCCUGGACGCCGUGGAGCAUGGGAACUCAGUCCCACCACUUUUCGUCGGAGGGAGAGUUAUCACGGUAUACGCGGAUAACUGGCAAAGUCUACCCGAAGAGGGACGUCAAGA